ACGCAGGAGAGAGGGAGAGGGCCACACAGCAGCACCGCCGGCCAAAAUAAACCCCGAGCUUGCAGAGGGAGAGUGAGAGAGGGCUUCCAGGACGAAUCCGUGUUCAUUUCUGCAGCGUUUUCUGGACUGUGUAGUCUUGCGCUUUUGCUGCCAUUAGUCGCCAGGCUGCAGGAGAUAAAGCUGGGGGAGGACUCGCCUCCUAAAAGCCCGAUCGGUCGGUGGCGGAAGGGACGUGAUAUGAACCCCUUGUCGGCUUGAACGGCAGUGCAGCUGAAUAUCCGCGUUUUUCUCAAGGAUCAGAAGGACAUUUACACCUUUCACCUGCAGCCGAAGGCCCGAGAAAUACCCGCAGAACCUGCAGCGAUGCCCGGGUUUGAUUACAAGUUUCUGGAAAAGCCAAAGAGACGGUUCCAGUGUCCGCUCUGCAGCAAGGCAAUGCGGGAGCCGGUCCAAGUGUCUACCUGUGGACACCGUUUCUGUGACACCUGUCUACAAGAAUUUCUAAGUGAGGGCGUCUUCAAGUGUCCAGAGGACCAGCUGCCACUGGACUAUGCCAAGAUCUAUCCAGAUCCAGAGCUGGAGCAGCAGAUCCUGGCUCUGCCCAUCCGCUGCAUCCACAGUGAGGAGGGCUGCCGCUGGACCGGCCAGAUGAAGCAGCUGCAGGGCCACUUCUCCACCUGCGCCUUCAAUGUGAUACCCUGCCCCAAUCGCUGCUCCGUCAAGCUGACGCGCCGCGACUUGCCCGACCACCUGCAGCACGACUGCCCCAAGCGCAAGGUCAAGUGCGAGUUUUGUGGCAGCGAGUUCACCGGUGAAGCCUACGAGAACCACCAGGGCGUGUGUCCUCAGGAGAGCGUUUACUGUGAGAACAAGUGUGGGGCAAGGAUGAUGCGUCGUCUGCUGUCCCAACACAGCAUGGCCGAGUGUCCCAAACGCACACAGCCCUGCAAGUACUGUGGCAAGGAGUUUGUCUUUGACACAAUCCAGAACCACCAGUACCACUGCCCUCGGUUUCCUGUCCAGUGCCCAAACCAGUGCGGCACACCCAACAUCGCCCGAGAGGACCUGGCUAACCAUGUGAAGGACAACUGCGGCAGUGCACUCGUUCUCUGCCCCUUCAAAGAUGCCGGCUGCAAACACAGGUGCCCCAAACUGGCCAUCGGUCGUCACCUGGAAGACACCACUAAGUCUCACCUGACUAUGAUGUGUAACCUGGUGGGUCGCCAGCGGCAGGAGAUCCUGGAGCUGCGGAGGGAGAUGGAGGAGCUGUCUGUCAGCCACGACGGAGUCCUCAUCUGGAAACUCAAUGAUUACUCGCGCAAACUCCAGGAGGCCAAACUCCGAAGCAACCACGAGUUCUUCAGCCCGCCCUUCUACACUCAUCGCUAUGGCUACAAACUGCAGGUGUCAGCUUUCCUAAACGGUAAUGGCAGCGGCGAGGGCUCCCACCUCUCCGUCUACAUCCGCGUGCUACCCGGAGAGUACGACAACCUGCUGGAGUGGCCCUUCUCCUACAAGGUGACUUUCUCCAUCCUGGACCAGAGCGAUCCGUCGCUUUCCAAACCCCAGCACAUCACCGAGACCUUCAACCCCGACCCCAACUGGAAGAACUUCCAGAAGCCCUGCAGCAGCCGCAACUCGCUGGACGAGAGCACCCUGGGCUUCGGCUACCCCAAGUUCAUCUCGCACGAGGAGAUCAAGAAGAGGAACUACAUCCGAGACAACUGCAUCUUCAUCAAAGCUUCUAUAGAGAUUCCCCAGAAGAUAAUGGCUUAAGAUCCGAUGUUUUCUUUUUAUGAAGGAGAAAGAUAGGUUAAAGACUGGAACUGACAGUUAACCUUGAAAACUUCUACACACUUACCCUUUAGAUACUUUCUGCCCUUACAGCCUCUCCACCGCAGAGCUUGAAGCAAGUCUGUUUGGCUGUGUGAGCUGACUUGGAGGACCUUGAUCUACUACAGAGGAGAAAGUGUUUGGUCUGCAGAACCAUCACUCUCUGGUGUUUUUUUUUUUUUAUCAUUUUUUAAAAAAUCUGUUUGCUGACCUUUUAUCACAGUCUACAACACAAAGCCUUGGAAAUCAAACAGUGCCUAGAGAGUUUAUCUUAAGUUAUAUUUUUGUUGUUAUUUCUGCAGUACAGAUGUUAAAGAUUAUGGAAACGAUAUAAAAUAAAGGUGAAGGGCUUCACUAAGCCUCUGCACUUAGAGUAGAGAGAAAGUUAGAGGCUGGUUAGGGACGUCCUGUUUUAUCUGGAGUGAUCUAAAGUGGAAGCUCAGCAGACUCACGCUCAAGCCCAACUGCCUUUUGUUUACGUGCUCGUUCAGUAUACUCCCACUGAUCCUUUAACAAACACAGAGCCCUUGGUAAGAGACUGCACGUGAGGUUUGUGUACACACAAACAAAUAAAUCGAUGUUUUCGGGUGAAUCUAGUGGUUUAAAGGAAUAAUUCAACAUUUCUUGUCGAGACUUAAAUGAGAAGAUCGACACCACUAUUGUACAGACACCACUAUCUGUCUGUACAAUGGCAAGCUACAGCCAUCAGUCAUUUAGCCUAGCAUACGGAUUCAACUAACAAGGUAAAACAUGGUAGCAAAUGAAUUUCAGAGGUUUGGACAGAACCAUUUCUAAUCUUUAUGCUAAGCUAAGCUGAAUGACUGCCAGCUGUAGUUUCCUAUUUAAAAACUACAGCCAGUUUGACGUAAGGGGGAAGACAUUCUCUGUCUUACCAAGAGUUAGAUUAAAAGAUCCAUAACACUCUCAUGUCCGUAUGCUUCAGGAGCUCGCUGAUGUAUUAAACAAAGACUUCAUGGUGACCCUAUGAGGCUUCGUAUCCAUUGUGGGGUCCACCAGUAGGAGGAAAAAAAAAGCACCUUUCGUCGGUCUUCGGAUGAGCAGAGCAGACAAAGAGGCCAGCUGUCUGAGUACAUGUGCAUUUAAUAGUGAAGGAAAAGCCAUGUGGCCUUUUUAUACAGUAUGUCUUCGCAUGAGGGUUUUAGGGGUGAGCAGGGCAACAUAAACACAUGCAUGCUUCAUGUGCUACCACCUGGACCACAUUUUUGUACUGUAACCUGUAUUCUUGAAAUCCUCUCCCAUUGAUGGCUAUUUUGUCUCUUUUUUUUUCGGACCAUUUUGAAAGUUGACGAAUUGUCAGAAAGAAUUGAUUCUUUAAUUUUUUUUUUUUUUUUUUAUAUAUAUAUACAGAAAAUGUGAACGCUGUUGGUAAUGUAACCUAUAAAGACAAUGAACACUUGGCUGUGAAGUGUAUUGUUUUAGCCUGGGCUUGGAUGGUGCACAGAGGCUGUUUGAAAAAGUGGUUAAUGACAUGGUCUCUGCAAACAUGUGGGUGUUUCGGGACUGACUGUUGUCUAUCUUCAGGCCGAGAAACAAUGUGGCGACGAGGAUGCCGGGUGGAGGGAGGCAGCCCUGUGCAAACGCGAUACACCUGUCUCCAUCACAGCACCAUCAGAGGGAUGGAGGACUUUGAUGAUACAGUACACUCAUGAUGUAUGUGAAUACUAAUGUAAAAAUGCAGAAGCACAUUCUGUCUUUUUAUUACUAUACAUGGAAAAAAAUCCUGAUUUCUUGUCAUAAUACCAGCUGAUAUUUUACAGUGAUUUAAAGAAGUGAGAAGAUAAAAACUUUUUUGUAAGAUUCUGUAUUUUUAAAAAUGCUUAGCUGUUUUAUACAAACACUUUUCGUUGGAGAGUCGGGGUUGACUUUGGGAAUUUUCAGACCCUUUCGUCUCUUGGACAUUUGGAUAAUUUGUUUGUCCGUGUGGUUUGAGCCUCACAUAUUCUGUCUGUAUUAUUUCCUCUUAAAAGUAUUUAUUUUAAGGAGCCGUUGUGUGAAUUUGCACAGAUGGCACAAAUGUUUUAAUAUGUUGACUGAUGAGUGCUUGUCAAUUUCUUAAUUGAAAUAAAAUACCAUAUAUUAUUAUAGUUUCACCUGAUUAUAUUUUCUUUACAGCAGGUAGCCAGCACAUAUCACGUUUGUGAACCAGAGCACGCAAUUAUCAA
This is a messenger RNA of Toxotes jaculatrix (banded archerfish), 4016 nucleotides long. It is a transcript of the gene traf4a, whose product is annotated as tnf receptor-associated factor 4a. Gene Ontology annotation, biological process: regulation of apoptotic process; positive regulation of JNK cascade; activation of NF-kappaB-inducing kinase activity. The transcript is spliced from 7 exons. Gene Ontology annotation, molecular function: zinc ion binding; protein binding. Lineage: Eukaryota; Metazoa; Chordata; Actinopteri; Toxotidae. Bases 364 to 1776 code for a protein of 470 amino acids. The record is from RefSeq and is a predicted model, not a curated record.